AUGUCUACAGAACAACAAAAUACCAUUAAUAAUACAAACUUAACUAAAAAUCUAAAAAUAAUUAAAAACAAAAAUAGAAUAUUUUUACAUAAAUAUUUAAAUAACUCUACUUUUUAUGGAAAUUUAUUUAUUUUAUUAAUUAGUUUAUUAUUUUUAACUAAAAUGGUUAAAUCAACAACAGAAAUUAAUAAUUCAAAAAAUUCUGUUGAAUCCGAUGAUGUUUCUUCUGAUACUUGUGAUAUUCACGCUAAUGAUUCUUUACACGCAUUAAUGGAUCGAAUAUGUGAAUUAUGUCAUGAUAUGUAUAGCCACCAACAACCAAAUAUGAGAGCUGAUUGCAGAUCUGAUUGUUUUAGAAAUACCAAUUUUAAACGAUGCCUUCGAUUGUUUAAACCAACAGGAAGAAGUUCUGCUCAAAGGCACAGAAUGCGUUUCUUAGAAGAAUCAUUACAUUCCUUUUUAAUUGCUUGA
Messenger RNA from Meloidogyne enterolobii, 471 nucleotides. Lineage: Eukaryota; Metazoa; Nematoda; Chromadorea; Rhabditida; Meloidogynidae. The record is from the annotation of a GenBank genome assembly.